AUGAUUAGCACGCUCUGGGAAUCUUUCUUGAGAGACGAUGUUGAGAGCUUCCGGCGAUGUCUGGCGAACGCCAGUUAUACGUCUGGCAGCCAGCGGCCUUUUGGCGCGGGAGGAAGCCCAGGCUUCAAGGCCGGAAGCCUCGGUGGAGUGACACCAUCUUCUCUUCUCUCUUCAAAAGACAAAAAGCUAAGCGGGACAUCUCCUGGAGCUACCACGCCUGAUCGAAAUACUGGAGGCCCGCGUCCCGGCAAGGCAUUGUCCCGUGCAGAAUUAAAUACGAGAGAUCACUAUGGCAGAACUCUCUUGCACCUUGUUUCUUCAUCACAGAAGCCCUCUGCUAUUCACUUCGCCACAUCUCUCCUCGAGAUCCCCUUUCUUGACUUGUAUGCGCAGGAUUGGGAGAGCGGAUGGACAGCUCUGCAUCGGGCGCUUUACGCAGGCAACGCUACCAUAGCACAGGCCCUGAUGGCUAGAGACAUAAGUGAUGUAACCGAUUUCAGCAAGUCAGGGAACGUGGGUCACCCAAGCGGAGGCCUGAUUAAGAUUAAAGAUCGAGAAGGUUUUAGUCCUUUUGAAGUAUACGGCGCUACCAUUGCUUCUCGAGACAUCAAACGAAUCACUUCCUCCACUGCAUCUCUCGACCCCUCAGAGCUGGAGCAUAGUGACAUCGCUUCGAAUGCACCGUCCCUUCAAGACGAUUUAACUGAAGACAGCUGUGUCGGCCGAGGUUCACUAAAACCGCGGACGAAUUUGGCUGCCGAUGAAGUCUUUACUUUUGGCAGCAACAAAAAUCUGAACCUUGGUCUAGGAGAUCAGGAUGAUCGUCAGUUUCCCGUGAGAAUCAACCUUGAGCGCCCGGAGCACCUUCUGCGCCGAUUAUAUCGUGAGUUCCUGGACCGGCAAUUAGAUGACGGUACACCGUCUUCCCAUCAAGACGUGACUCGCACCGCAGACCUACCAGCCUUGAUAAAAAAUAAGCCUAUCAAGAUUCAGGCCAUUGUCAUGUCUAAACUUCAUACGGCUAUCCUCACCGAUGAUCCCGAGUCAAAUCUCUUCUUGUGCGGGUUUGGUCCCGGCGGACGAUUAGGCACUGGCGACGAGCAGACAAGGUUCAGCUUCGUGUGCAUCGAAACAGGGGGGCUCGCUCAUAAGAGAGUUAUUUCAGUGGCUCUUGGCCAGGACCACACCCUCGCGAUAACCGCGCACGGUGAGGUUUUCAGCUGGGGUAGUAAUAAGUAUGGACAACUCGGUUAUAGCCUUCCACGAACGCAGAGUCGAGAUGAUGUGCCCAUGCAGAUGUCUCCGAGGCAGAUCUUCAAUCCAUUCAAGAAAGAAGUGAUCCUCGGGGUGGCUGCGUCUGCGAUCCACUCUGUGGUCUUCAGUAGUUCUGGCCUUUAUACCUUCGGUAAAAACGAAGGUCAACUCGGAUUAGUCGAUUCGGACGCUCGAUCCCUUGAAUAUCAGAUUACGCCUCGGCGCGUUGGAGCGUCCCUAUUCAGCGCCGGUAUACAAAGCGUAUCUGCCAUUGACCACGCCACAGUCGUUCUUCUCCAAAAUCAUGAAGUUUGGGUGUUCUCCCAAUAUGGCUAUUCUAGGAUCUCAUUUCCGUUGGACGUUAGCUCAAGCUUCAUUAGAAACAGCUUCAUGGCAACACGGUAUGACACAUCGGUCAAUCGCAUCGUUCAGGUGAGAUCCGGUGGCGAUACAAUCUGUGCACGGUCAAGCUCUGGCGAAGUCUUCACAGUUCGCGUUAAUAGAUCUGAAAAUCCUCCGACUUCGACUUCGACUACAAAUCCAUCAAAGACUCGCAACUCUCUAUCUGCCCCAGCCCGUGUUUGGACUGUGAAGAAGGCGCAUAUGGCCGUCACAGAUGUUGACGUCGGACAAGACGGGUCCAUCAUUAUAUGUACGGCUUCGGGGUCAGCCUGGACGAAAGAGAAGCGCAGGAAGGCAAAGGACGGAAUUUCGAAGGAUUACAAAUUUGCUCGUGUCCCAGGCCUGUCUCGCGUUGUGGGGGUGUGCAGCAACGCCUAUGGGGCUUACGCCGUAGCGCAGCGUGACUGCGAUGUGACCAAGGAGCAGAUAAAUGUCGAUCAAAGCACAUUGUGGGAAGACUUCCUCCCAUUAUCGCCCUUCGCUUCGCUAGUAUCCACCGUUACUCCGUUAAAGACGGAUGAUGCCUCAGAUGCUCUUUUGGAUGGAGGAUCCGCCGAUGCAAUGAAGAGAGCGGCAAUGUCGAUUUCGGACAUUGAAUCUUACUUCCAGCCUCUCCGAAACGAGGCACCUGAGGGCACCGUUUUCCUCUUGAGCUCUCUUUCUGAUGCGCGAAUACCAGUUCACGAAUUUCUUUUAACCGGGCGUAGCUCGGUUCUCAGGAAGGCCUUCCACGAGUUUCGACAGACAUACUACUUUUCUUUGCCUGAUGUUCUGGACAUUGAGUAUGGGCCAAAUGGACAAUGCCAUGUGCGGUUCAAUGGAUUGGAUCUUCUGACGAUCCUCAAUCUCUCCUUUUUCUUAUAUGCAGACAAUGUGUUGGACGUAUGGCACCAGAUGAGAGCUUCGGCUGCAAAUGCGUCAAGAUAUCGCCAAGUCCGCUCUGAGGUUAUGCGGAUCGCAACGUACCUGGGCCUGCCAACCUUGGAACGAGCUGCGCGGCUCAUGAUAGAGCCUACGCAGAGUCUGAAAUUUGAUAUGGCCCAUGCGUUUAACGAUCCGACUUUCUUCGAGAGCUCUGAUGUAAUCAUAGAGCUCAACGGCGAAACAAUGAAGGCUCACAGUCAAGUACUUUGCCAGAGAUGCCCAUUUUUCGACACCUUGUUCAACGGCCGCUCUGGCGGAAGAUGGCUAUCAUCGCGCCGUACGAGUGUAAAUGACAGCAUUCGCGUUGAUCUCAAACACAUAGACCGGCCCGUCUUUGAGUUUGUUCUUCGUUAUAUCUAUACGGACGCGGAGGAGCAGCUUUUUGAUGAGGUCCGAUCGCAAUCGCUGGACGGAUUCAUCGAUCUAGUACUUGAUGUCGCGUUCAUAGCGAAUGAACUGAUGAUCGACCGAUUAGCGCAAGUAUGUCAGAAGAUGCUAGGCAAAUUUGUAACCACGACCAACGUAUGCGGCCUCCUCAAUUCGAUUUCUCCGUGUGCGGUGAGCGAGUUCAAAGAUGCUGCAUUAGAGUAUAUCUGCCUCAAUCUGGAAGAUGUAUUGGCGCAAAGGUACCUCAGAGACCUUGACGAGAACUUGCUUAACGCCCUUGAUACUGUUUGCCAUGAUAAUCAAAUGACAAGCUUCCCAGUAUCGAGAGGACGGAAUUCUGAAGCCUAUGUGUUUGAGAAGUACCCUGAACUCGUCGCAUCGAUACAAGCGGAUAGACGGCGGAUGAUUGAUUCGAUGAGGCUCCAGUACCGUCUCAACUGUCUUCAAAGCUACGAGGAGAAGCCCCGUCCCGUCGCUGACGAUAAGGUGGCUACGUCACCGUCAGUGCAGAAGGCCAAAGCAGCUUUUCUUAAAGAGAACUCGGACAUACCUCGUAGUCCCAUGUUGAAGUCCAGACAAUCAACCAGUGACUUGAUGUUCCAGAUGGACGACGACCCCAUGUUGUCACCGGCAGAUUCAGCCAAGGGAAAGACAGCAAUCCGCAAAGGUAGGGCGUCGGAGCCGUCACUAGAUUUUCCAGCUUUAGGCACAAGCCUCGGUGACAAGCAAUCGUUCAACAAUGAUUCGAAUGUCCUGCGAGAAUCGUUGCAGUCACCUCAAGAGAACGCCCUUUCGGAGUCGCCGUCGGCAUUCAGAGCAGCAGUACUCGAACAGAAGAAGAAUGGUUAUCUCGUCUCCAGCCCAACCCAAACACCGUGGGCUUCGUCGGCUAUCUCGACUCCGAAGAAAGAUUUGAAGGAUAUUAUGUCCGAGACCUCGGAGAGAAGGGUGUCCAAUCUAAGCCUUGGCAUGUCCGCUCGCCGUGAGAACAGCAACAACUUUACCCCCAAGCUGUCUCAGAAGGAAAGGAAGAAGCUCCAACAGCAGCAAUUGCAGGAGAAGCUUGCGGCUCAGGAGAAAGCGAAGGAGGCACCACAGAACCCAUGGAAACUCUCUGCUCCGGUCAAAUCACCAGACAAGCCUGGUACUCCCAAGCCUGGUACUCCUUUUGGAUCUCAUGGAAAGGAUGGGGAAUCCUCUCAACCGUCAAAGUUCGCUCAGAAGCCUUCUAUGACCCUCCGUCAAACCCUUGCUGGGACGCCGCCGCCCAGAUCGACACCAAGCGCGACACCAAGCGCAACACCAGCACCUGGCCAAGGCCGCAGUGUCUCUGGCGGCCCGCAGCCAGCCAUGAAGCCUUCGCCACAGGGCCCAGCCGCAGCCGGGCCCUCGACAUCUCCCAAUGGUCUGGCUAGUGCUCAGACUCCCAUUAAAUCCAUACGCCACUUACCACGCUCGGAACCGUACCAGACGAGUUUCCAUUCCCCUUCACCUAACUCGCUGUCCUUGGCUGCGAUCUUAAUGCAACAGCAGACCGAAAAGGAUGAGCUGCGAGAGGCAGCAACAGCUAAGCAUAAUCUUCAAGAUAUUCAGCUGGAACAGGAGUUUCAGGAAUGGUGGGACAAAGAGAGCAGGCGUGUUCAAGGGAUACCGGAGCCUGAUUCAACCACAGCCAGUCAAAAGGAGAGCGAAGGUAGAGGUGGUCGCGGCGGACGCGGUAGAGGAUCAAACAAUCGCAAGAAGCGUGGCAAGGGUCCAGAGAAUGCUGCUGGCCCUUCGGGAUUGACUCAACAGCUGUCUCAGGCGAAGGGCCAAAACGGGCAGAAGACCUCGGACUCUCGUCGGGACAACGUUCAACCCGAAACGAACGGAAAUCAUGCGAACGCUGCCGGCGCCAAUUCUCGUCGCGGCGGCAGAGGAGGCCAUCCGAGGAAGGGAAAAGAACGCGACCGAACUGCGUCAGGCCAGACCGUUCAUUGA
Molecule: messenger RNA, 4947 nt
Organism: Aspergillus lentulus
Lineage: Eukaryota; Fungi; Ascomycota; Eurotiomycetes; Eurotiales; Aspergillaceae
Product: BTB domain and ankyrin repeat protein
Molecular function (GO): protein binding
Source: RefSeq, a predicted model, not a curated record